Molecule: messenger RNA, 5316 nt
Organism: Daphnia magna
Lineage: Eukaryota; Metazoa; Arthropoda; Branchiopoda; Diplostraca; Daphniidae
Exons: 1
Coding region: 1-5316 (1771 amino acids)
Biological process (GO): DNA integration; proteolysis
Molecular function (GO): aspartic-type endopeptidase activity; nucleic acid binding
Source: RefSeq, a predicted model, not a curated record
AUGGCAGAAGCUAAUGUCACAUUUCCCCAAACACAACAAGAAACUCUUGGACACCCCAGUACUUCAAGUACGACCACUGACACUGUGUUAACAACAGUCCCAGUUGAAGUAGGGGCAUGGAAGAGGAAGCAGAUGAUAACACGGCGUCAGAUUACCAUCACUUGUAAGAUUGUGGAGGAACGCAUAGCCGAGAAGGGCUCCAGAAGAGAGAUCAUGGCAACGCUUGGCGAAGCUAAAAGACUUCUGGCGGUGGCCGAGCAACUAAACGACCAGCUGGCAGAAGAACUAACAGAUCAGAAGGAGUUUGAUGAGCAACAACGAAGGCAUCUGUUUUACAUAUCGCAAGUGAGUACAAUUGAAGAGCUUGCAGAACAGUAUAUCGCGGAACGAGUCAAUGAUGCCCCUUCAGUUGUCAGUCAGCCCCAAGGCCCACGCCUCCGGCAACAGAGUUUCCAAGAAGAUCAAUCGCGCGCAGAGCAACCGCUGCCGUCGAAUAUUGCAGAACAACGUGUAGAAGACUCUGGUAGAGAGAUAGAGGGUGUUGUUGGACCAGCUACUGAGCCAAUUCGACCCAUCCAAAGGGGUAGCCAGUUGGAAUCCGCAAAAUCCGAUAAUGGGUGGUCAAGAAAUCGCGAAGUCAGUCAAUGGUUAGAUCAUUAUCAUCGACCAGCAAGAACCCUGGCUCCUAGUGCAGAACCGGAAGAUACACCUGAUGCUUGGAUAGAUUCUUAUCGAGCCGGGCGUGACCAAACGCCAAAGACGCGCGCGGAGCCAGAGAACCGUUCUUCCGUCAAGAUUGAGCUGGAGGUGUUUUCGGGCAAAUCGCUAGACUGGUUUUGGUGGGUGGAUCUCUUUCACGCACUGGUCCACCAGUCAUCGAGAUCACCUGCCGAGAAAUUAGCAAUUCUUAAACGGCAACUGCAAGACGAUGCGGCCGAUGUCGUGUACGGGCUCGGUGGAGGAGAGGAGGCUUACAAGGAGGCGCUCUUUCGUCUGAAAGAAAACUUUGGUCGGAGAGAUGUGAUGCGGGCAGCUCACCAACAAGCUUUAGAAAGACUCGAAAUGCCCAAAGGAGACCCGAAGGCCUUCAGACGUUUUGCGGAGCGUGCUCGCACACACCUUUUCGACUUGAGUAGGAUAGGAGAAACCAACCACUCUGACAUUAUUGAAAAGCUUUCCCAGCGGUUAACUUUAAAUGACCGGUUGGCGUGGAACAAUGGACGAGAUGACCGUUUGGCGCCCGGCAUGGAUCUACGGACGUUGAAUCAGUUUGGAGCGUGGCUUUGCUCAAGAGCCGCGGCUUAUCAAAACGCGUAUUCCAUCGCCUCCGACCAACUUUCCGGUGCAAACCUGAAGACUAAAAACGUUGGAUUCAGUGCUCAGCCGAAGCCAAGACAGCAGGGGCGGACUCACCAUGGUUCGGCAAGUGCAGAUGCCAUGGAUAAGCCGAAGCCAAAGGAAAAGAGUUCUCGAUAUUGUUUUAAGUGCGAACGAGAGCACCAAGUCGAAGCUUGUCCGGAGUUUAAAGACUUGCCCGUCGGGGAGCGAGUAACAUUUUGUAUAAGACAUCGGCUCUGCUUUAUGUGUUUUGGCGUCAAGCAUUCGUCGCGAGAUUGUAGAUUCAAGAAGAUGUGUAGUGUUCCCGAGUGCAAGUUGUUCCACCAUCCGCUGUUGCACGCAUCUUCAAGAGCUGACUCCUAUUCGUGCUCAAAUACCCUUCGCUCAGUGCCGCGGACCGUAGCGCUAGGAUUCAUCCGGAUUGACGCCGUUAACGCCGAUGGUGGUCUUGUUCCCAUAAAUGUUAUGUUCGAUGAGGGUAGCGACUCCACCCUAAUUCGUCAAGGCCUGGUCAGCCGGCUAGGUCUUGACGGAAUCAAGCAAACACUUGAAAUUGACGGAAUUGGUGGCACGCAAAGUCGGAUUAGUUCCGAACGUUUACAAAUGACGUUGCAGACCAGCUCGGGUGAGAAGGUCGUGAUUCAGGGGUCGACUAUUCCCACAGUGACGAAGCCUGUUCCGUUGAUUGACUGGAGCAACUUGCGUAAACGAUGGGACCACUUGGCUGACUUACCGCUUCGCUGCAGUGGAGGGCAAGUGGACGUGUUGCUAGGCCUUGACCACCCUCAUCUUAUGGCUGUAAUGGAAGCUAGAAAGGGAAAAGAUUACGAGCCAAUCGCAUCCCGAACACGGCUGGGAUGGGUAGUCCGUGGCGUCGUUGGUAAAGAUACGACCAUUGGGGCCAAAGUACAUUUGCUCUUUACCUCAGAGACGGCAAAUGACGUAGGUCCAGAGUUGAUAGCGGCCAUGCGGGCUUUCUGUGACACCGAAAGUUUUGGUACAGAGCAUCAAGUAGAUUGUAUGUCCCCGGAGAACCGACGAGCCCUUUCCCUGCUUGACUCCCAAACCAAGAAGUUGACCAUAGGAUAUGAAGUGCCGAUCCUAUGGCGAGAGGGAGAGCCGUCAUUACCGAACAACUGGGUACUAGCAGAAAGUCGGAACAGGAGUCUCCGUAACCGAUUCCAGCGGGAUCCAGGAUACGAACGAGAAUACCGUGCCGCGAUGCAAACUAACUUCAACGAUGGUUAUGCGAGACGACUAAGUGCCGAAGAGCAACCAGGUGUUGGACCCGUUUAUUAUCUUAGUCACUUUGGAGUCCAAAAAUCACCAGGAUCGAAGAUUCGUGUGGUCUUCGAUGCAGCUGCUAAAUUCCGUGGGCGCUGCCUCAACGACAGCAUUUGUAGUGGCCCGGCCUUGCAGAACCCGCUACCUGCUGUCAUUAUCAAAUUCCGCGAAGGGAAAAUUGCAUGGGCUGCAGAUAUUAAGGCAAUGUUCAGUCGUAUACGUCUACAGCCCGAAGAUCGAUGCUUUCAUCGAUUCAUCUGGCCUGAAGAAGACGGAACCGAUAGUGUCUGCGAGAUGACUCGGCUUACGUUCGGGGUAAAUUGCUCGCCAUUUAUCGCCAUUCGCACAACAUGGCGGGCCGCGGAUGAUGCAGGGCCUACAAUGAAGGAAGCUGCGGCUGCCGUGCGAGCAAAUCUCUACGUAGAUGAUUAUUUAGGAUCCUCCAAAGACGUGGAAUCUGGGAUCCGGAUUGCAACGGCUGUCAGGGAAGUCCUUGCUGGUGGGGACUUCCAUCUACAGGGGUGGACCUCCAACUCAGCAGAUCUUCGUUCCAGCCUUCAGGCAGUGAGUUCCGGUAUUGAAGAGUCUACGCAUAGCUUUGGUGCGGAUGAAACAGAAAUGGUUCUUGGAGUCAUCUGGAAACCUCAUCAGGACACUCUCGGUUUCAAAAUAAGUGGCCUGGACAAUGUUGUGUAUACUCGUGUUGGACUGAUUAGUAAAGUGGCAAGCAUUUUUGAUCCUCAAGGAGCGGCUUCUCCAAUCACCAUGAAGGGGAAAGCCAGGUUACGCGAGUUGGGCGUGAAAGGGUUCGAUUGGAACACAGAGGUUGCAGGUGAAGAACGUCAUUGGUGGCAGCAGUGGUUUUCGACCCUGCAACAAUUGCAAGAGAUAGAGUUCCCACGUUGCAUCUUUCCGGAUGAAGAACGCGUCACUCGAGUGGAGCUGCACACCUUCUGUGACGCCUCGGAAGAGGCGUAUGCCACGGUCACUUACAUACGCAACGUUUAUGAAGAUGGGAGUAUCAUCGUCCGGCAAGUAAAAGCCUCCAAUAAGCUUGCACCAACCAAGACGCUAUCUAUUCCUAAGCUGGAGCUUAACGCAGCUCUUCUUGGUGCUUGGUUAGCUGACUUUGUCAAAAGGGCUUUAACGCGGGUCAUCAACAGUCGCUACUUUUGGACUGACAGCAGUACCGUCAGGAAUUGGGUACGUGCAACUGCUUCGUUUUAUCAAGUUUUCGUCAGUCAUCGGGUGGGGGAGAUCCAAUCGCUUACCGAACCACAAGAAUGGCGAUUCGUGCCCGGUAAAAUCAAUCCGGCGGAUGCGGUGACCAGGUCGCAGCUAGAGAGUGAAGCCAUUCCUAUCAGCUGGUUAGACGGGCCUGAGUUUCUCUAUCAGGCGGAAAGGUGCUGGCCUAAAGAUUUGCCCUGGAUGGUAGUCACGGAAGAAAUUCGCCCAUCAAAAAUACACUCAAUGACCGCGCGGCCUAACUUCGACUGGGAGUCGUUAGAGCUUUCCCCAGACAACAUACCGGCGCUGCUGAGGUUGGAGAAUGAAUACUUGGAGCUGAUUCAGCAGUGUCAGCAGGAAGCUUAUGCCGAAGAAUUGGGGCUACUCAAGAAUGGGAACGAUGUCCGAUCAUCUUCAAGUCUUCGUUCGCUUACGCCAAUUCUCGAUAAAGACGGUCUUUUGCGCCUGGGCGGACGAAUUGGUAAAGUAAAGUUGCCGUAUGAUAAUGUUCACCCUAUAUUACUGCCAGGGAGACACACUUUCGCCAGGAAGAUCAUAGUAGCCUUUCACGAGUAUUUGAAACAUGCUGGCACCGAUUUCUUGUUGACCCAGAUACGCCAACAUUUAUGGAUAACCGAAGGAAGAGAGGCUGUCAAGAGGGUGAAGCGAGACUGCUUGCGCUGUAGACGGUACAACGCAAGGCCAGCAUCGCAGCUCAUGGGCGAGUUACCAGUUUACCGCUUGGAAAUUGGAGCGCCUCCCUUUACCCGAUCGGCCUGCGACUAUUUUGGGCCACUUGAGAUAAUCUAUGCCCGAAAUCGUGUUGCCAAAAGAUGGGGCGCUCUGUUCACAUGUCUUGUCACCAGGGCCGUAUAUUUGGAUUUGGCUGCCUCUUUGUCGUCCGGAGAUUUCUUAUUUAUAUUACGUCGCUUCAUCGGACUAUACGGGAAACCCCGCAGCUUACACUCAGACAAUGGAACAAAUUUUGUUGGAGCCGAACGCUUGCUGCGAGAGGAAGUAGAUGCUCUUCAUGCGACUGGGGAGGCGCACCAGUUUAUGAAGAAAGAAGGGAUCGAUUGGCAUUUCCAACCAGCUUGUACACCACACUUCGGUGGGGCGCAUGAGGCACUUGUUCGAUUUGUCAAGAAGGCUCUGUAUGCAGCGUUGGAGAUAGAAAAGGGUGUUUUACGUCACCCGACGGAAGACAUGCUGAGAACUUUGCUUUUCGAAGUAGCGGGUUUGUUGAAUUCUAGGCCAUUGACAUACGCGAGUUCCGAUCCAGACGAUCUCCGUCCGUUAACUCCAAAUGACUUCCUCAACCGGCCGCCUGCAGCUAAUCUUCCAGUCGGAGAGUUUCAAGAUGCCCUACCCCGAGAGAACUACCGCUACGUCCAGAGGAUGACCAAUCUCUUUUGGGACCUCUGGAAAGGGACCUAUCUACAAUCUCUGGCUGGUCGAAAGAAGUAG